Cydia splendana is the source of this 6465-nucleotide messenger RNA. RefSeq names its product protein GDAP2 homolog (gene Gdap2). The record is from RefSeq and is a predicted model, not a curated record. The transcript is spliced from 12 exons. Lineage: Eukaryota; Metazoa; Arthropoda; Insecta; Lepidoptera; Tortricidae. Bases 173 to 1639 code for a protein of 488 amino acids.
GUCAGUGCUUAACUGAACUCAGGGAGAGACGGACGUUGCGCGUGUUUAAUUCAAAUAGUUUCGUCAAAACUUUCAGAGUAUUCUGUGAGUGCAGUUUUUGUGUGUGUGGUGUUUCGUUUGAAAGUUACUUAACUCAGUCACCCUGGAUUUCGAUCUUGAUGAGCCUCUCGUAAUGCGUGCGCCCGCGAGCGCGCGCGGCGCGGGAGUGCGCGGUGCCAGCGUGCCGCGAUGGGGCGACGCGCCCGCGCCGCCCGCCACCGACUAUUCCGCGCUUGCGGCUCCGCAAUGCGCGCAACCGCUGUACCCGUUCGACGAGCAGAUCAACCAGCGGUUUGCUAUAUGGCAAGGUGACAUCACAAGCCUCGAGGUCGACGCGAUCACGAACACCACCGACGAAACGCUGACAGAAUGCAAUGCGGUCAGCGAGCGGAUCAUGUCAGCUUGCGGCGCUGAAUUGAAGGAAGAGAUUGUGACGAGAGGCCAUGAGUGCCGUACGGGCGAGGUGGUUGUAACUCCUGGCUUCAACCUUCGAUGCCGGCACAUAGUGCACACAGUCAGCCCCUCGUACAACCAGCAGUACCACACCGCGGCAGAGACCACGCUCCACAACUGCUACAAGAACGUGCUGUACUGCGCGGGCGAGCUUCACGCGCGUACGCUAGCGUUGUGCGUCAUCGACACGCCGCGGAGGAACUUCCCUCCGGAUUUAGCAGCCCAUACGGCACUUCGUACAAUCCGUCGCUACCUCGAGCAGAACAAGACUCCCCAGCUCGUGAUCCUGGCGUGCGCGUGCGGCCCCGACCUCUCCCUGCUAGCGGCCCUCGCUCCGCUCUACUUCCCGCGCAGCCCUCGCGAGGCCGACGCGGCCAGGAUGAGGUUGUCGGACCCGACGCCCAACGAACGUCGGAUACGGAUCAUACAUAAUCCGCAUGAACAUAAUGAGGAUAGCGCGGAGGAUGAUACGUCGCUAUGCGACGACGAGGCCGCGGCCGAAGCGGCCGAGGCGGCGGCGGCCUUCGCGCGCGCCUGCGCCCCCGACACGCAGCGCCUGCUCGCGCCCUCGCCCGCCCUAGUGCGGCGCCGGCUCGACGACCACGAGCAAUACGAGCGGUUACUCCGACGAGCGAAGGCCGAGGACCUAAGCGAGGUGUCAGGCAUCGGCUGCCUGUACCAGAGCGGCGUCGACCGGCUCGGGCGACCCGUCGUCAUAUUCAUCGGCAAAUGGUUCCCUAUCGGCGACAUCGACCUUGACAAAGCACUACUGUACCUGAUCAAGUUAUUGGACCCCAUCGUCCGCGGCGACUACGUUAUCGCAUACUUCCACACACUCGCCGCCUCCGGUAACCACCCGCCCUUCUCCUGGCUGAAGGAGGUCUACACCGUGCUGCCUUACAAAUAUAAGAAGAAUCUGAAAGCGUUUUAUAUUGUACAUCCCACAUUCUGGACGAAGAUGAUGACGUGGUGGUUCACGACGUUCAUGGCGCCGGCCAUCAAGGCCAAGGUGCACACGCUGCCCGGCGUCGAGUUCCUCUACUCCGUCAUGGCGCGCGACCAGCUCGAGGUGCCCGCCUUCGUCACCGAGUACGACAUGACGAUAAACGGUCUACACUACUUCCAGCCAGACACGAACAGCACGUAAACGUAACUACAUAUAUGUAUGUAUACGUAAUAUACGCUACGAGUUCGUCUGACGUGGGGUCGCCGCGUCGCUCAUCUUCGCAGUUGAUUACACAUAGUACUUAUUAUCAGUCAACUGUAAAAAUAUGGGUGCACAAAUCAUCUCAAAAAUAUGUCCCAUAGCUCUUAUGUCAGCGAAUUAAGAACUAUGGGACAUAUUUUUGAAUAAGUUGGCUACACCCAUAUUUUUACAGUUGACUGUACCACUACCAUCGUUCAAUCUGUUAACUGACAAUUCAUACACCUUAAUGAAAGGACAUAAGGUCCAUCUUCAGUUAAGAAUGUUGUUCCCAGCAAUCCCAGCGUAGCAGAUAUUUUUGUUACACUGCUUAUAGAAACGUGGAAAAAACUGUGCUGUGGAAGUAGUCACUAGAUGGCGCUCUUAAAGUUCCCCUUUUCGCCCAUUCCUUUACGAGUACGCUAUCUAAGUAUCUAUCUUCGCAACACUAUUUUUGUAUGAUGAGUGUACAUUAAAAAUCAAGAAUAAAUGAUAAGACAGCCAGCUAUAUCUAAGAACAGUUUUUGAACAGUCGACGUCAAAGAUAUGUCUACACUUUUCGCCUUAUUACAAAGGUGUAAGGUGCAAAAGUGUAAACAUAUUUUUGACGUCGACUGAACAUACUUUGUAGUUAAUAUCGCCACUGCCUAGAAAAAGGUAUAAAGGUAGUCGAAAUAUCGAGAUAAAUAUCGAGAGAGAACUAAAUUGUAAUAUAGUAGAGUUCGAAAAAGAGAGAAAUAAUACUGUCUCUAUAAAAUUGUUCUCGUUGUUUCAACAUCUGUAAGACUACGACGGUAUACAAAUUGAAAUGCCUAUAAUCUGGCAUAAUUGUUUCUGAUAAUUUUUCAAAACUUGCCAAUUCUUUAUAAUAAAUUUCUGAGGCGAACGUCGUUCGACGUGUUGCCUCCCUGUCACACUUACGUACAAAUUUACAAGUGCGACAGAGAGGCAGUACAUCGAACGUGGGAGAUAGGCCCUCUGUUACCAUAGAUGUCUGCAGAUAGCUUUAAAAAAAAUCACUUACUAUGGUUUCUUAACUGCAAAGAUUUGACAAUCAUCGGCAUCAUAUUUAAUUUUUGUAAGAAAAAUGUAACAAUCCUUAUUUGUGUGAAUAAAAAUAUAGGGGAAAAAAUAAGAAACAUUUUAGAGCCAGACCAAGAUAACUCUGCAGCAUUUUUUAUAGCUGCAGAGUUACUUGGUCUGACUCUGUGUCGAUGGUGGCAUAAGUAAUUCCAAUUUUUAAUUUUGAUUUGAUAACCAACCAGUUGGUUAUCUAAAUUAGAAUUAAGUUUGAAAUAUUGGCCAGUGUUUUGUAUCUCUUAAGAAUUUUAGUGAAAUCUGUAAAUAAUUCAAUUAUUUAAAUAUUUCACUGAACUCGUUUGUUAACACUAUAUCUUGUAAUCUAUAUCUUAGUAUUAGAGGUGCAUUUUAUAAUUAUUUAGUCAUAAUAAUGAUUGCCUGGUCAUAAUGUUCUUGUAGGGCGUGUACCUACUUAGGUCUGUUGCUAUUAUCUACAGCGUGUGUACACGGCAUUAUAGAUUUUUUGGCACUAUGCCCUUGUUCUUAAAAACUUUUUUUUAACGAGUGUACUGCAUUUUUAAAAUAUGUAUGUCAUUAAUCAAGAAUAAUACUAAAUUUGCUAUUUUUCAUAUGAAUUUUCCUAUCAGGAAAACCUUGGCCUAGUUUUUUUCAUAACUUACAAUCUGUCCUACAGCAAUUCGAUCCUGCGACAGGGUAUUCGUUUAGCGCAUAGUUUAUUUUUACGAUACGGAGUAGGUUUUAUAUUAGCUAAGCUUUACGUAGACAUCUUGUACCUAAAGAUGUAAUUAAAAACAGUAGGGGUAGUAAACCUAACCUCAAAAUUCUUAAGAAUAAAAAAAAGAUUGUAGAAAUAAUUCAAAUUCUUAACAUUGUUGCCAACAUACCAAAAGCCGUAGACAAUUCUCGUAUUCACUACUCCUACGUGUUUACGUUGAAAGGUGCUUGAUAUUUUUUGCAUAUGAGAUUUAAUUUUCUACAUUAAGUAGAUUAGAUAUCGGGAGAAGUAAAAAUUACGAGUUAAAACCGUAUGUAAAUAUGCUGUUGACGUUUUAACAGUUUUGUGAGUUCACCGCCAAUGUUGAAUGCAAAAUAUUAGAUACACAUACUUAAUCAUAAAAUGUAUGAAACUAAACUACCACGAUAGUAGGAAAAUGUGACGUUAUAUGGGGAAAGUAAUCUUAUGACGCUAAACAUAAACGUCUUUAUGUUUAGCGUCAUAAGAUUGCCCUUUUAUUAGAUGGUAAUUUGUACAUGGCAAUAUAAUUUUAUGAUUGCCUGCCCACGGUCCUACCCGUAGUACUUUAUUACUUCGAUGUAAUUUGAACCGUCUUCAAUUGGAACAAAGUUGCAUAUUGCUUGCUUUGAAUUCCAACGAAACAAAUGAAAUUCAACCAUAUUUAGUACACUAUCGGUUUCAAUUUCAUUUGUCAUUUUUUCUUGUAUGGUGGGCCUUAAGGUUAGGACAUUGGGCUAUGUUGUAUCAAGUCAUAUUGAUACACAUCUCAAUGUCUGUUUAUUUCUCUUUUCUAACGAACAUUUGUAGAAAAAUGCCAAUUGUUAUUAACCACUGCCUCCACGUCAGGUGAGAUUGUAAAUUCAGUGAGAUUUCAUAAUAUAUCUGGUCUUAGAUGAGAUAUUUUUGUAUUUAUCAAAUAGCACCAACAGUUUGUUAUUAUAAUGUUUACAGCACUGACACCAUGUGAAUGUGUUAGAUAGUGGCGCCGCCUAGCGUGUGAUCUUAAACAAUAGUAUGCUCGCAAAUUAAUAUCUCUUUCAAACAGUGUGUUAUGUAUUAAGUAUUACAAUAGGCCUAGGUCAAAGAAAAAAAAUCUAUAUUUAAUUUGGGUUAUUCCUAGUGUUACCAAUGAUAACAAUUAAGUGGUAAUAUCAGGGAAAACGCAAUAGUUACACUAGGUGGCGCUUUGAAAGCCUCAUAUAUUGUGCAUUCCUAGCGCUUUCGUAACGCCAUCUAGUGAAACGUUUUAUUUACAACUGUACUUUUUCUUACAGUACUUUUGAGUCGGACAAAGAUAUCUCUGCGUGGCAUUUGCAACGACAAAGUGUAAUAAUGUCAUCAUUAAUGUCAAAUUUCUAUGUAAAUAUGACGUUUAUGAUGACACUAUUUCACUUUGUUCUAUUCAAGUCGGUGCAAAGUUACAUUAGACGGACUCUACCCUCCUAAGGCUCAAGGUCCUACCUAUAGUACUUAUUCAGUUCGAUGUAAUUUAAAUCAUAUUCAAUUGGAAGUUCCAAUUGAAUAUGAUAUGAAUUAUGAGUUCCAAUUUGGAACAGUUGCAUUUGUUUUGUUACGUUCCAUUUUCAAACAAAACAAAAUGAACUCUAUCCCCUACACUAUAGGUUCAAAUUUCGGUGGCAAAUUUUGGAUUUUUCAUUUGUAUGGCUGGGUCUUAGGAGGCUACUAAUCUGUAAGAACAAGUCUAAUAUUUGCGGGCGAACUAUUGAGUAGCCUGCCCUACUCUAUGUGCCACCUAUAUAGUCGGUUUGUGUGUGAGAAUGGUGUGUGGUUGAUGCAAUAUUAUGAUGUUUUAUAGAGGUUGAGUGUAGUAAUGGCGGAUUGGUGGCUUGUGUCCCGACCGACAGAUAUCUGAGAAAAAAUUAAGUUGGUAGAAUUCGCAGACGCGACUUUCGACUUUAUACAACUUCAUAUAAAGUUGAAUAAUGAUUUUUCUUUAAUCUUAAAUAUAAAUAUUGAUGUUAUAAUCUUGAUAUUUCAAAGUUAUAAUUUGGUCUUAGUCACUGUAGCAUAACUAUAGAUAAUGUGACUUAGUAAUUCGACCAAUGAUACAAUUCCAUAGAUACAUAAGGAUUAUACUUCAUUGGGUGAAUGAAUUUUUUUUUUUACAUUCUUUUAACAUUCGAAUGAAAUAAAGAGAUAUCUGACGAUUGGGACAUUUGGGACACAGCCAUAUUGCAUUGUUGUUGUAUAAAAUAAAGUUAAAUUUUUAAUACAGUUGUAAUCGUAAGACUUUUCCAACAUACUGUUUCAUACUUGUAAGCUCGGUGUCUUCUAUAGUCUGUUUGUAAGCAAUUUUUAAAUGUCAAAUGUAAGUUGAUGCAAUAAUUUACUCGAAACUUACACCUGUAGCUUUUGUUAAAUAUAUAAUACAACAACAUAAUGACUAUUAUAUUACAUGUAAUGUUAUAGUCAGUAUGCUAGUUCUUCAAUGUAAAUAGUGUAAUCAGAAUCAUAAUCUGUAAAGUGUCAUGUAAGCAUUAUUUAAAUGUCAUAGAACUAGUUAUUGAGAAGUUUUGCUUUGGUGAUAAAAUAUUUGUCCAAGUCACAGUCAAUAUACAACACACGGCAUAUACACUGUCAUAUAGAAAGUUCGAAUGUAAAGCAUUUUGAAUUAAAAUAAUGGAAGGCCAGUAAAAGAAAGUUCUUAUUUCUUGUAAAGGAUUUGAUAAUGCCAUGCAAUCAAAAUGAGUGCCUUCCCUAUUUCAUACAAAUUCAAAUUUGCGGGAGAGAUACAUUACCAUCAAAGAAAACUUCCUAAAAUAUCAACAAGGCCUUAGCAUGUUAACUAUUGUUACUUUUUACAAAGUUUGGUUGCGAGUAUAUUACUGUUGAUAGGACAUGUUGCCAUGGUCUAUGUUACAUGCAUAUUAUAGGGUUUAAUAUAAUGUGAUCAAUCAAGUUAAGUUUCAUAUUUUAUUAAUAUAAUGUAGACUAUUAUAUAGGCUAUGUAAAUAUUUAACAAAAUACAAAAAUAAAAUUAAUAAUUUACUAA